This is a messenger RNA of Echinococcus granulosus, 666 nucleotides long. Its product is annotated as Guanylate kinase. The coding region runs from base 1 to 666 and encodes 221 amino acids. The transcript is spliced from 8 exons. Lineage: Eukaryota; Metazoa; Platyhelminthes; Cestoda; Cyclophyllidea; Taeniidae. Gene Ontology annotation, biological process: purine nucleotide metabolic process. Gene Ontology annotation, cellular component: cytosol. The record is from RefSeq and is a predicted model, not a curated record. Gene Ontology annotation, molecular function: GMP kinase activity.
AUGUUUUCGGAAACAUCUGCCACUCGUGAAGAAUCACCACCCUGCAGAGAAGCGAUUGUAGGACCUACAUCCUCCAAAGCAGUGCCUCUAGUAAUCUGUGGUCCUUCUGGAUCAGGAAAAAGUAGCAUAAUUGAAAGACUUCUCCUGAGGAAUCCAGAUAUAUUUCAAGUCUGCAUCUCCCACACCACUCGUCAAAGAAGACCCUAUGAGAUAGAUGGGAAAGACUACAUUUUCGUUACUAAAGAUGAGUUUCAAGCGGCUAUAAAAAGGAAUGAAUUUGUUGAGUACGCGGUAUUUUCGGGAAACUAUUAUGGUACAAGCAAAAUACAAAUGGAGAAAGUCAUUCAAGCGGGCAAAGUUUGCAUUUUCGAGUUGGAUACACAGGGUGUGGAGCAGAUAAGGAAAACGGAGAUUCACCCCAUUUACGUUUUCAUCCGACCAAGGAACUACGCAGUUCUUGAGAAGAGACUUCGUACGCAUUCGGUUGAGUCGGAGGAGCACAUUUUACAGCGGCUGGCAAUAGCACAUCAUGAGAUGCAGUACGCUCUUGAUGAGGAAAUAUUUAAAAAGGUUGUCACAAAUGAAGACCUCGAUGCUGCAGUUAGAGAAAUUGAAUCACUUCUUCAACAGGAUGAACGCCUCCAGCAUAUUUUCAGUGAUCCAUGA